GCCGAUUGCCCCACGUAUGUUCUUUGGCAGGGGGUCUAGGUAGUACCAGUUGACCUCUGAACAAUCAUCAUCGGCCAACAUUUCGUAUCAUCUAUUCCAUCUCAUCUAUCCUCCAAUCACCAAUCACUUUUCGCCCGAAACCAAACUAUCUGGGCAUCUCGUCGCCUCCGUCAACUAUUGCCAUCGCCGAAUAGUUACUUCCACUACUUCCAAUCGAUCGACAAUCCCGAAAAUGGCCGACUCAGCCGAGGGUAGCUCUGACCCUCAAGUCACCUUCAAGGUGAAAACUUCAGGCGACACUCAACACACUAUCACCAUGGCCGAGACGGCUACAGUGUCCGACCUUAAGACCAAGCUUGCAGGCGAAGAAUUUGAGAACAUCCCUAUCGAACGACAGCGCUUGAUCUACUCCGGUCGUGUCAUGAAGAAUGAGGAGCCGUUGAGCACCUACAAGAUCAAGAGUGGCAAUACCGUUCACUUAGUCAAGAGCGCCGCUAGCAACCCUACUCCUGCUCCGGCCAACACCGCCGCUGCUACUCCUGCCGCGCCUCAGAUUCCUACGAACAUGGCGGCGGGUACUGCGAAUAACCCUCUAGCAGGUUUAACCGGCGCAAGAUAUGCUGGCUUGACAGGCUUGCCGUCAGCAGACAUGUUUGGUCCCGACGGAGGUAUGGUCGGUUCCAUGAUGGACGAGGACCAGCUGGCCAACAUGCUUAGCAAUCCCCACGUUGCGCAGCAGAUGAACGAAAUGAUGAACAACGACGCCUUCAUCGAGAUGAUGAUCCAGUCGAACCCCAUGCUGCGAAACAACCCCAACGCUCGCGAGAUCGUGCGAUCGCCGCUCUUCCGUCAUAUGAUGACCAGCCCCGAGGCUUUACGAGGUGCGGCGCGAUUACAGCGAGUCUUAGGUGGUCGUCAGGCUGCGCAGAACGCCUUUCCCAUGCCUGGAGUGACCGACAACACUCCCAAUCCGCCUUCGGGCGAUGGUGCUUCGGGAAAUAACAACGGCGGUGCCCAGAACGCCAGCGGUCAACCCAAUUUGUUCGACCCGGCACUCUGGAGUGGUAUUCAGGCACCUGGCGCUCCUGGUGCCGGUGCCGGUGCAGGUGCUAACCCCUUUAGCAGUCUCUUUAACCCAUUUGCAGCACCUGCAGAACGCUCAGGGGCGACUGGCACGAAUGCGACUCCAGCUGCAAGCGGCGCGCAAACUGAAACUGGUACCACCAAUGCCACUCAGAGUCAAGGUCAGACCCAGGGUCAAACAGCUGGCACCCAGAAUGCCUCCAAUCCUCCUCCUAAUCCCUUUGCCGGUCUACUCGGUGCUUCGGGCCUAUUCGGGGCUCCUGCUGGAGGUGCAGCAGCGGAAGGCGGAGCUGGGGCUGGAGCCGGCGCUGGGGCUAACCCCUUUAGCCAGAUGCCUCCUGUACAGCCUGAGAUGUUACAACAGAUGAUUCAGAUGUUGGGUAUGGGAUCACCUUCCGGUUCUCCUGCCCCCGGUACCGCUCAUGCCCCUCCCCCGGCCGACACUCGACCCCCGGAGGAACGUUACUCGGAACAGCUUCGACUACUCAACGACAUGGGCUUCUACGACUUCGACCGAAACGUCGCGGCGCUACGACGAAGCGGAGGAAGCGUACAAGGUGCCGUCGAGCACCUCCUAAACUCGUAAAAAGGAAGCGGUUAUCCCCGUCUCUUCCACCGCUCGAGUACUCGCACAAUUCAUUGUAAACGAUAGGCUUUUCUUCUUACGGGGUUGGGGUGGAACAUAUAGCAUGGUUGAUCCUUCUUCUUCGCCACCAGGGAGAGGGCCAAAUGCUUCUUGCUUCUUGUGGAACUAUCUAUCUAUUGCCGGACGACGCCGAAAUUCGACACACGACGACUGAACGACCGAACACAUACACAUUACACAUCACACGACACCACAUUAAAUAUCCUUCCGAGCAGGCAUGAAUAGGAUGGGCUUCUUCUUUUUUUCUCCUUGCGACUGCUGGAGGGAGGACACGGAUGGACGAUGGCUUGGCAAUCAAUGCUUGCGUCAAGACUUGCUUUUGCAACAGCAACUUGCAUCGCAUCCUUCUAUAAUAGCUAGUGCGGUAAUGAUACGCGCUGUUCAUCGCUGAGUUUGACUUUGUUGCUUGUGUUUAUGUGAUUUUGGUCUUUUAGUCAGAGAUUCCGGGUUUGAGUGAUUAUGAGUGAUGUGUGAGUGAUUAUUGGGUGGUACCCUUAAUCAUGAUAAUCUUUUUAUAGGUAAUGUCUAUGAGGUUUGACCUUGAAGCUUCCGCAUCAUGGGGGUGUUGGUGUUCUAGACACGCCACUGACGUGUAGUCUUUCACAACUCAUUUUUCCAACGGCUUGAAAUAUCCAUUUGGCUAAGAUCUAUAAUUAUUAUGCAUUCUACUCGUC
Molecule: messenger RNA, 2403 nt
Organism: Annulohypoxylon maeteangense
Lineage: Eukaryota; Fungi; Ascomycota; Sordariomycetes; Xylariales; Hypoxylaceae
Exons: 3
Coding region: 233-1669 (478 amino acids)
Biological process (GO): ubiquitin-dependent protein catabolic process
Cellular component (GO): cytosol
Molecular function (GO): polyubiquitin modification-dependent protein binding
Source: RefSeq, a predicted model, not a curated record